Molecule: messenger RNA, 1899 nt
Organism: Strongylocentrotus purpuratus (purple sea urchin)
Lineage: Eukaryota; Metazoa; Echinodermata; Echinoidea; Camarodonta; Strongylocentrotidae
Product: PRELI domain-containing protein 1, mitochondrial-like
Exons: 4
Coding region: 235-849 (204 amino acids)
Biological process (GO): phospholipid transport
Cellular component (GO): mitochondrial intermembrane space
Molecular function (GO): phosphatidic acid transfer activity
Source: RefSeq, a predicted model, not a curated record
AAAAAAAUUAUAUUGCCGUGAUGACGUCAUUGCUUGGAACGAGCUGUACCUGGCGUGUCGAACGAAGCGAAGGCCAAAACCGCGUCUCGAUUUUUGUAAUAUUGGUGGAAAAUGCCCGUUUAAAAUGAUGAAAUUCAGAUCAGCAAAAGGCUGAAGGAAAUUUACUUUAAGGAAUCUGCUCUCGACUCUCGUCUGUGAACAUCUUUCAAGCAAGUCUGAUCUGUGAGCGGAGAAAUGAAGCAUUUCACAGCAGCUACUAUAUUCAAACAUUCAUGGGACCAAGUCUCCUCUGCUUUCUGGCAGAAAUAUCCAGGACCAUACAGUAAACAUGUGCUCUCUGAAGAUGUAGUAUCUCGCUACAUUAGCCCAGACUGUAAGCUGCACAGCACUCGUUUACUCACCAAGACCAACCGAAUGCCUAAGUGGGGCGGCUUUCUCUUUGGAGGAAACUCAAGAUUUGUUUCUAUCGUUGAGGAGAGCGUUGUGGAUCCCGAGAAGAAGACAAUGACCACAUACACAAGGAAUAUAGGCUACCAGAAUUUCAUGGUCCUUGAGGAGAAGUGUGUAUUCUCGCAAUCAGAAGAGAACAAAGAUUGGACACAGCUAGAGAGACAUGUGUGGGUCAACUCCAGUCUCUACGGCUUCUCCAGAGCCCUGAUGGCUUUCGGUGUAGAGCGCUAUAAAGCCAACCUGACCAAGUCUAACAAGGGCAUCCAGUACAUCGUAGACAAGCUGUUUGUGCCUGAGAAAGUACCUGAUACUCUACCUCAUGAGGUUUCCAAACUCAGAGACAAUGCCAAAGCUAAAGCUCAGAACAUGGCUGCCAGAGCUGGAGGAAUGGUCCAGUAGUCGUGUCUUAGCCUUAAAGAACUUGGUCCAGCAGUCGUGUCUUAGCCUGAAAGAACUUGGGAAUUUGGGACCCUGUAUCAUGAAAAUCAUCUUGAAAAGAAAAGAAAAAAAGAACUCUAUCUCAAUUUCAUCAGGAUGGUUUGAGAAUACAAAAUGAGAUCUAUGAUACAUCUAAAUAUUGCACCCCUGCUGCGCAGGUAAAGUAUUUUUGGAUGCAUCGUAGAACUCACUUUUAAGGGAUCUCCAUACAUGCUACAGUUGAUUGUAUCUUUCUGUCACAAAUACUUGAUCGUAAGUUGUUAAUUGCAAAGAUACGACUGAUUGAAGGAGAUGCCGUUUAGGGUUGACACAAUCGAUGGCAAUCCUUUAUGUUACAGGGCAAUGAUGAGAUAUCUACCUGUGACAAUGAUGACUAUGGUCCUUUCAUUGAUAUGCAUGUACAUCUGCACAAGUCAAUGCAAUCAGAUGAUUAUGUAUGAUAUGUAUGGUAAAGACAAGACUGCUUUCUUGUAAAGCUCACCACAUAUUGCACGAUCUGACUGCAAUCCGUUAUUGGGUGCAAUUGCAAUAUCUCUAGAAAUGACAACUUACGCAUGUAAAAACCUUUCUAAUUGAGGUUCAUAAUUAAGAUUCCAGUAAUGCCAUUUCUAUAAAUUUCAUAUUGCAGAUGGAUUGUAUAGUGUGUGGUGGGCAUACAUAGAUGUCAUUGAGUAAACAUUCCACAAUCGCUACAAAAACGAUGAUCAUGGAUGAUAGCGGGUUGUGUCUCAACAUAGUUUAUAACAUUUGUUUCAUUAAACUGCAAUAUGACAAUUGGAAAUCAUUACAUGUUUGAGGGCUUUAUGAACAAAGUGAAUAUAUAUUGCAGCUUUUUAGUGAUGCCUGAUCCACCAGUGGUGAUGCGAGAUGUUACAUGUACAUGUAUGCUGGGCUGCACAGUGACGUUUCCCUGCAGUUGUACUUGAACCUGGGGUUCAGUGCUUAGUAUAUAUGGGUACUAUGUACACAGUACCACCCACUAGUUUGAGCCAUUAAAUCAUAAAACGUGUU